AUGAAGGUGGGGAAGUGGAAUGCAAAAAAGCUAAUCAUUCAAGAAGAAGCUGAGCCCAUAGCCAACAAAAUGGGAGCUAAAGGCCCGAGAACAUGUAAAGCACUAGAGCAAGCAGAAGAAAUCUCGUGGCUUCAUAGGAAAAGCAGAGGAGCGUCCAUGAUUCCACGAUAA
Messenger RNA from Dovyalis caffra, 171 nucleotides. Lineage: Eukaryota; Viridiplantae; Streptophyta; Magnoliopsida; Malpighiales; Salicaceae. The record is from the annotation of a GenBank genome assembly.